AAAGUCCAGUUAUAGUUGUUUGGUUAAAACCUGCAGUUACAAGGACAUAUCAAUGGAAUAUGGUAUUUAUACGAUGAAGAUUAAACGGAGCUUGGAACAUAAACGUUCGACUGCAACUAAACCGAUACCCGAGAGUCUUAUUGAAUUAUGCCAUCCGGAAAUGACGUUGCAGAAAGACUACGAUAAAUUUCACUAUACCCAGCAACAAGAAGCUCAAGCUCAAACUCAAGAUAUUGGAGUGGAUCAAGAUUAUCAAAAUAUAUCGGCAGCAGAAGAAAGCUUUUUUAUUGAUAUUAUUUCAACGGACAAUACAGAAACCUUAGCUCUGAGACGUACUAUAGGCACAGAUCCGGAUUUUCGUGAGGAUAAUAAUAGUGUUGUGCAGAGUGAGAAAUUGAUUAGAAGUGUUAGUAACGAUGCUAUGAAUGUAUUUGAUAUUUGUCAGGCAGUUGAAGUUGCUACAGUUCCAUCACAGGCUGUAUUCAUCAGUGAUGUUGAUGAACCCAGUACAUCGAAAGGCAUACGACAUAUAAGUUUAGAUGUACAAUGUGGACCCGAUGAGAUUUCUAAAUACUGUAUGCUUUCUCCUGCAACCUCAAUGGAUAGUUACAAAAAGCACUGA
Molecule: messenger RNA, 622 nt
Organism: Bombyx mandarina (wild silkworm)
Lineage: Eukaryota; Metazoa; Arthropoda; Insecta; Lepidoptera; Bombycidae
Gene: Hen1
Product: Hen1 methyltransferase
Biological process (GO): RNA methylation; siRNA processing; piRNA processing
Cellular component (GO): nucleus; cytoplasm
Molecular function (GO): O-methyltransferase activity; RNA methyltransferase activity
Source: RefSeq, a predicted model, not a curated record